AUGCGAUCAAAACGAGUCAUCUCCAUCGUCACCUGCCACGCUGAAGGCGAGGUCGGCGAUGUCGUUAUUGGCGGUGUUAUCGACGUGCCGGCUAAGACCAUGCACGAUAAGCUUGUCCACUAUAUGUCAGAAAAGGAUGACCUACGGAAACUUCUCCUUCAAGAGCCUCGUGGUCGGCUGGAGAUGAGCGUGAACUUGGUUGUCCCUCCUUGUCGCCCUGACGCUGACGCUGGGUUUCUGAUUAUGGCCCCUGGCGAUUGGGUUCCCAUGUCUGGCUCCAACUGCGUGUGCACAACUACUGUUCUUCUCGAGACGGGUAUCGUGCCCAUGGUCGAGCCCGUCACAACAGUGCGAUUGGAUACUGCCGCUGGGCUGGUAGUGGCUACUGCCGACUGUCAGAACGGAAAGUGUAAAUCAGUCUCUUUCGAUAAUGUUCCUGCUUUCGUCUACGCUCUAGAUAAAGAAAUCGACGUUCCUGGCGUGGGCACAAUUUCCGUCGAUAUCGCCUACGGAGGGCAGUGGUACGUGCUGGUCAAGUCAGAAGCACUUGGUAUCAGAGUCGAGACCAUCAACGCCGACCGUCUCGUUGAUUUCGGCAAGAGGAUAAAAGAGGCCGUCUUGGCAAACUGCAUGCCGACACACCCAGAGAACCCAGCCAUCUGCGGUAUCAACAACACCAUCAUCACAGAGCCUUUGGAAGACGGCCCUAACGGCAAGAUUGUUAAGCACACCGUUGUCGUGACACCUGGACGUCUGGACCGAAGUCCUUGCGGGACAGGAAGUUCGUCACGCUUGGCCAUUCUUCACGCAAGGGGGCUUAUCAAGGAAGGCGAAGAGGUUACGUUUAGGAGUAUAAUCAACACCGAGUUUGUUGGGAAGAUUAGGGGGACGACUAAUGUUGGCGAGCUUGAUGCUGUGCUCCCAACCAUCAAGGGGCGGGCUUGGAUUACGGGUGAGAAGAAUGUGCAUCUUGACCCUGAGGAUCCUUUCCCAACGGGCUUCCUGCUUUAG
Fusarium venenatum is the source of this 1011-nucleotide messenger RNA. Its product is annotated as proline racemase family. NCBI's taxonomy places the organism in Eukaryota, Fungi, Ascomycota, Sordariomycetes, Hypocreales, Nectriaceae. Gene Ontology annotation, molecular function: 4-hydroxyproline epimerase activity. The record is from RefSeq and is a predicted model, not a curated record.